GAGCUUGAAAAGAAAAUAACUCCACAAAAUCUCUUCCAUUUUAACUUCACCUGAAUCUUCCCCUCUCUCCGAUCGACGGUGGCCCCGCCCCAGCCUCACAUAAUGGCUUGGGUACUGACUCUCGCCAUCCUCUUCUUCACCACCGCCGUCUCCGCCGCUGUAUUUCGAUCCAAUUCUCCGGAUUACCAUUCGCUUACGUUUCUCAAUAACACCAGUACCACAGGCAACGCCAUGAUCCUGCCCCUCUUUUUCAAGCAGCACGCCCUCAAGGAUCACUUUUUCACCCGACGCCAUCUCCACGCAAGCACCAUCCCCAAUGCUCGCAUGCCUCUCCAUGACGAUCUCCUCCUUAACGGCUAUUACACCACUCGCCUCUGGAUCGGGACUCCGCCGCAGCGUUUCGCCCUCAUAGUUGAUACUGGCAGUACUGUUACUUAUGUUCCUUGCUCCACUUGUGAACAGUGUGGAAAGCAUCAGGAUCCGAAGUUCCAACCGGAAUCGUCAAUCACAUAUGAACCUCUAAAGUGCAACAUUGAUUGCACUUGCGAUACUGAUAGAGAACAAUGUAUUUAUGAAAGACAAUAUGCUGAAAUGAGUUCGAGCAGUGGGGUCUUGGGAGUAGACAUAAUAUCAUUUGGCAAUCUAAGUGAUCUACAACCGCAACGAGCUACUUUUGGAUGUGAGAAUAUGGAAACAGGGGAUCUUUACAGCCAACAUGCUGAUGGGAUAAUGGGUUUAGGUCGUGGAGAUCUUAGUAUCGUGGAUCAGCUUGUUGAGAAAGGUGUAAUCAGUGAUUCAUUCUCGUUAUGCUAUGGUGGAAUGGAUGUGGGUGGUGGUUCAAUGGUUCUUGGAGGAAUUUCCUCCCCUAAGGAGAUGGUUUUUUCAAAUUCCGACCCUGUUCGCAGUCCAUAUUACAAUAUAGAGCUGAAUGAGAUUCGUGUUGCUGGGAAAAAGCUGCCCCUAAAUCCCAAGGUUUUUGAUGGCAAACAUGGAACUGUUCUGGAUAGUGGCACAACCUAUGCUUAUCUUCCACAAGCUGCAUUUGAGGCCUUUAAAGCAGCUAUUUUGAAGGAAACCCAAUCCCUCAAAAGAAUACAAGGGCCUGACCCUAACUAUAAUGAUAUCUGCUUCUCAGGCGCUGGAAGUGAUGCUGCACAACUUUCAAAAGCUUUUCCAUCCGCUGAAAUGGUAUUUGGUAAUGGACAAAAGCUGUUGUUGGCCCCCGAAAAUUAUCUGUUCAGGCACUCGAAGGUCCAUGGUGCAUACUGUCUUGGGAUCUUCCAGAAUGGAAAGGAGUCAACCACUCUUUUGGGAGGUAUAAUUGUCCGAAACACACUUGUAACAUAUGACCGUGAGCAUGAAAAGGUUGGUUUCUGGAAAACCAAUUGCUCCGAGUUAUGGGAGAGACUUCACUUAUCGCCUGCCUCACCACCUCUUCCUUCCGACACGGAUGGGGUGAACUCAACCACGGGCAUGGCUCCUAAACUUGCCCCAUCUGGACCGCCUCAACCCCAAACUCCAGGUGCAGGAGAUGUUAAAAUUGGCUUUAUAAAAUUCUCUAUGUUGUUGACCAUCAACUACACGGAGCUGAAGCCUCACAUCCCGGAACUUGUUCAGUCAAUUGGAAAGGAUUUAGACGUUAAGCCCUCUCAGGUUCAGUUGACGAACUACACUGCUGGGGUGAAUGAGACACUGUUAAAAUGGGCUAUUUAUCCAGCACAAUCUGAUGAUUAUAUCUCCAAUAGUACCGCUAUGAAAAUUUUAUCUAGGUUGAGUGGAAAUGAGUUGCAUCUCCCUGAUAGUUUUGGAAGCUACAAAUUGUCUGGAUGGAGCAUGGAGCCACCACCUGAGAGGACAUGGUGGAAACAGCAUUACUUGGCUUUGGUCAUAGCAUUUUCUGUAGUGGUUGUAAUUGGACUAGUGGCAUCUGGGGGAUGGUUUAUCUGGAGGAGGAAGCAGAGCCAGGCUGAAGUCCCGUACAAACCGGUUGAUUCGGUUGUAGCAGAGCAGGAACUCCAGCCUUUGCAGAACUAGAGAAGUGAAUUUUGGUUUGAUACUCAGCUUGUGCUACUGACUAGUACUCCAGUACCUCUGAUUCGUUUUGCUCUGUAGCAAUGGGAUUCAUUAUAAGGUGAAAUUGUAGCUUAGAAAUUGAAGGCAGCAACACCCUUGCGAUGUGUCCAUGUCUGUGUAUAGCAGAAUUUCAUCACAGAAACCACUGCCAUUACGGUGAAUUCUUGUUUUUAUAAAUUUAGAAUGUUUAGUGACAGGAACAUUUUUAUACAGGACCACAGCAUCUAUGAAUAAGUAAUGUUGAAAAACAUUUCCGAUGGCA
This is a messenger RNA of Salvia hispanica, 2335 nucleotides long. Its product is annotated as aspartic proteinase 36-like. Gene Ontology annotation, biological process: proteolysis. Gene Ontology annotation, molecular function: aspartic-type endopeptidase activity. The record is from RefSeq and is a predicted model, not a curated record. NCBI's taxonomy places the organism in Eukaryota, Viridiplantae, Streptophyta, Magnoliopsida, Lamiales, Lamiaceae.